AUCUACGAUGUAGUUGGCUAACAUGUAAAAAAGUGACACGGAAUUCAAUUUUGAAUUUUAAAUAAUUAAUUUUUUAUGAUUAUAAUUUUUUUUAUCCAAAUUUCGUGCUUUCAUCCGACUGAAAUCAACUUAAAAUGGCUAAGGAAGUAUCUAUGUGCACGCAAUUGCAACAAUGGAGUCCUGUGAAAGAGACGGGGAGUACUCCGACCGUUCCACCACAGCUGGGGUACUGUUUCCACACCCCUAAGAAGCACCCUUGGAGACCCAUCAUGGGUUACGAAGAAAUCGAGGUUACGCCUAUGCCAUCCCAGCCCAUCACCAACACGAUGGUGGACCCGUGCUACACGCCGGCCGGCAUGGCCGCGGAGCCCCUGCGCUUCCCCAACCUGGUGACGGGCUUCGACCGCAGCCCCGAGCACGCGGCGCGCGCGGCGCUCUACACGCGCUACACGCAGCACGAGUGGAGCCAGAACAGCGUCAACAACUACAACGAGUCGGACGCCAAGAGGAACUUCUCCGAGCGCGUGCGCAACGACAUUAUGCGCAUGCUCAGAGAGACUGACGAAAUAGGAACCCAGGGACAGAGGGAUUCCGGCAGGCGCAUUGGAGAGCGUAUAACCGACACCACAUUCUGGAGAAACGAGGUGUCAAUAGAAAUGGAGCGCUUGGUGGCAACGUGCGAGAAACUAAAUGACACCAGGAGGCAACUGGAGCGUGCUAUUGCGGGGAUCGAGGGCCCUCUGCACAUUGUACAGGAGUGCCUCUACCAUCGCGAGAAGAGACAGGGUUUGGAGCAAGUUCAUGACGCAGUGGAGCAGUCUCUUCUGAAGGAAGUCGCUAUUCUUCGCGAGUGUCAGGAUAAAUUCAGAAAUAUGCUAGAAAAGGUCCGCCAACAAUCCAAGAACUGUCGCGCGACACAGAACGAGCUGGAGACAGACAUGCGCAACAAGGAGUACGCCCUCGGCAUCGACUCGAUGUGCCAUCAACUCAACAACUUCUCGAAGGGUCUACAAUUCUACGCGGGCAUCGAGCGCUACGACCCGACAGUGUGCGACACGGAGCGCUGGGCGGCCGCCAGCGCCGGCACGCUGCAGCGCUCGCAGUCCGAGCGCGCCAAGGCCACGCAGAUGCUCUCCGACGCCGAGAACCUGAUCAACGUUUCGGCGACGGAGAUCUGGGAGCAGUGGAGCAACACCAACAGCGCCUUCACGCGCCGCAUCGCCAUGACCAUCGAGAUCAAGAACAAGUUGCAGCUGCACUUGCACAAGAUCCAGCAGGAGAUGUUCGACGUGGAGAAGACGCUGGAGCUGCUGAACAAGGCGAUCGAGGACAAGCUGCAGCCCAUGAAGGUGGCGCACACGCGGCUGCAGGCGCGCACCAACCGCCCGCACCUCGAGAAGUGCCGCGAUGAGGCGCAGCACAGACUCGUCAAAGAAGUCUGCGAUCUCCAAGAGACCAUGGAAACUCUGAGGUCUAAAAUAGCGACAGCCGAAGGAACACACCAGACCCUGCUGGGCGUCCGAGCUGGGCUGGAGGCUGACCUCCGCAACAAGAGCACCACGCUGUUCAUUGACCGCGACCAGUGCAUGGGCCUGCGCCGGGGCUACCCGGUCACUGCGGCCAUUAAAGCUUAAUGUCAACUUAGAAAAGAUUAGUCUGUGCUGUUAAAUUAUCUGUGUUUAUUUGUUUGGUUGGAGAAAUAAAUUUGUUUACAUUUAAA
Bicyclus anynana (squinting bush brown) is the source of this 1720-nucleotide messenger RNA. Its product is annotated as tektin-3-like. Gene Ontology annotation, cellular component: microtubule cytoskeleton; nucleus. The transcript has 11 exons. Bases 135 to 1634 code for a protein of 499 amino acids. Gene Ontology annotation, biological process: cilium movement involved in cell motility; cilium assembly. The record is from RefSeq and is a predicted model, not a curated record. NCBI's taxonomy places the organism in Eukaryota, Metazoa, Arthropoda, Insecta, Lepidoptera, Nymphalidae.